CUUUUAAAAACAAAUCCAAUCAAAUUUUUGUUUUAAUUCUUAAAAUGUUUUAUGUUGGCUUACUGGUCUUGAGUGGCUGCCUGGCCCUGGGGGCCGGCUACAGGAAAACUACAGACACGACAGCUGUUAAGAGGCAGUACCAGAUCCAGAAUGGCCCGUGCAGCUACACCUUUCUGCUGCCUGAGCAGGACAACUGCAGGACCCCGAGCAGCACCUACACUAACCUGGUCCAGAAGGACGAUCCGGCAGAGUAUGAUGAGUCGGCCCAGAGGCUGGAGCAGCUGGAGAACAUCAUGGAGAACAACACACAGUGGCUCCUCAAGGUAAGGUGUUCUGCUUGACGUCACACAGCUUCUCUACUGGGAGUGCAGGUGUGUGUCUCACACCCAUUCUCAUGAUAUACGUAUUUUUUUGUUGCGUCCCUCUAUUUUUUAUGAUCUGUUACGACUUUCCAAUUCAUAUGAUAUGUUACAAAUAGUUCCAUAAAAAUGUGUGUUAUUUGCACCCUCUGGAUGAGUGCCCACAUUUAAAACAUAAGGGACUUGGUUACGGAGAACCCGUUGGGUGCCAUGAGCCGUUCAGAGAUUAAGCAGUAAAUGAAUGGUUCUGCUGCUCUGCCAUUAUGUUUAGGGCUGGCACAAUUACCCUAUAACCGACGGUUAUGGAUGAAGAUAGUCAUGAAAAUAAGUCAUAACUGUAAAAAAAAGUAUAUUUAAAAACAGAUGAUUGAAGACAGGACCACCAGGCAUUCGUGCGGUUGAGUCCGUUUCAGCUGUGACAUGGACUCAACAACAUGAAACUUUAUUGUAAUGUAGAGUGUUCAUUCAAAUUCUAUUACGUGAUGUGGCUCAUGCAAUGGAAUGUAUUUGUUGUGAUAUUGAGUAGAAAUCAACAAAUCACAGCACAUAUAGUUUGUUCCUAUGGGUAUACUCGCAAUGGCCGCCAGUCCACCCAUUAUGCCAUCAAUGACUUGAAUGGGGACGACCGUUCUAUUCAUUCUAUUUCUAUGGGAGCACAUUCAUAGAAAUACAAAAUGAUUGCUAUUCAAACGGUUAUUACAGUGACCGCGGUCAUUUGGCUGGCCAAUUACAAUCAUCCAAAGUUCCAUGAUCGUCACAGCCCUAAUUAUGUUACGUUAACUUAAGAUGAUAAAGGUAAGCGACAGUAAGCUUUUGCAGCCUGUAUAGAUGUAUAAUCUGUGUCAAACUGACCUCAUUAUGUAUCUUACUGUGCAGAGCUGAUGUUAUGUAGUAUCAUGGACUCAUUUCAACUCAGGGAAAUAUUAAUAUAGGCCAGAUACAGGUUCUGGUUUCCCACUCCGCUCAAUAUGGUUUACAACAGGGCUCUCCAAACCGGUUCCUGGAGAGCUACCCUUGUGUAGGUUUUCAAUCCAACCCUAGUUGCAACUAACCUGAUUCAGUUUAUCAACCAGCUAAUUAUUAGAAUCCGGUGCGCUAGAUUAGGGUUGGAGCGAAAACCUACAGGACGAAAGCGCUCCAGGAACAGGGUUGCUUUCUAUAGGAAGGUUUUAUUUCCCCCAUGAGAGAAGACAAGAGUAUACACUAGGACCAGGACGAUACCAGUAUCAUGAUUCUCAUUAGUAUCGUGGCAUGGAAACAAAACACGAAGCGGAUUUAACUUCUUUAGGAAAACAGACCUAAUGUCAUCCAGUCACGUAUUUAUUUUCCAAGCUAUAGCACACAAUAUUUUACACACAGCAGGUUUUUAAAAUGAACAAAUAGUCACAAUAUUUUACAUGCAGCAAGUUUUUAAAGAAACAAAUAAUUUUUGCACAAAAAAGAAGAAAAAAAAGUGCUACUGGUAUCUUCACAGCCCUAGUAUACACACCAACCUUCCAGUGAUGUGCAGGCGCAUUAUACUCCAGUCACUUUCCUUACUGCCAAGAUGGCUUUGAAAGACUUUAAUUCAGAUUCAAAGAAUCCUCAAAUCUGAUUGAGAGCACUGAACUUGACCUUGUAAGGGUGCAGGCAAGUGAAUUGUGACAUUGUCCUACUAUUCGAAGGGGGCAUCGUCACAUGGAUUCAGUCCUGAGCAAUAAGAAAGCGAAUGUGAGCCGAAGUAGGAAGAAAGUAGCCUGAAAGGUCAUAAAACAAAGACGUGUCCCAGAACAGAAGCAGGGCUGUGGUGGCUCUGUGAGUGGGGGAGAAGGGCAGAGAAGUGACAAAGCCUCUACACAGGUGCCCAGAUGAAGGACGUGCGCAUCCCUUUCAGCGCUGCUGAGCCAUCGCUUGUUAUAGAAACAGAGCGCCUCUGCUUGGCCUCCAUUCUUUCUACUCUUUAGAGUUUGAUUAAUGAUGAGGUCUAUACAGCUCUGACAAGACAAGCACAACUUCAAAGUAUUAUCACACAGCUCACACCUCUCCAAGGAAACAGACCCUGACCUGAAUCACUCCGCCAGCUAGGUCAGCUGCUGCUAAGCGUUAGGGUCCCUAGACCUUUUGUCAUUGCUGUUACAUCAGAGCCACUGCUUAAGAACACUUCAAUUUGAAAAAUGUAGUCUUUAAAAGAUGGAUGCUUUGGAUAUGGCACUCAACAUAAUUUUACUUUUAAGCUAAGGACAGUGAAUGGUCUGAGAAGGCAGCUACUGUUUUAAUAGGAAGCUCUCACACCACAGGAGUUUAAAAGCCUAGAAAUGAAGCAGUUAAAAUAGUGAAUCUGUAGUCUUUAGACUCCAUUAUGAUCCGUCAUUCAGUUUAUUAAGCUUUCACUGCCUCACAGGAUUCUAUCCUCCAAGGACAGAUUUGUUAUGCGCAAUAAAUGCGUGUAUCUCUGCUAAAAUCUCAAAUCCAAUUGACAUGCAUGAUUUAUGCUGCACAAUAGAGUUAUGUGUAUGUUCAAGGUUAGGAUUUGGCCUAAAGUGACGACUCCAGAUGGAAAGGAUGUCAUUAAUGUCUGUCAUGGAAAGGAAGUCCAGUCUUUAAUUGAAAUGCAAUACAUUGAUGUAAAACAAACAAGUGAGUGGAACUAAUCUAUAGGAGAUCUGCAAAGGUUAAGAGACUCUCCUGGUAAAAGUGAGAUCGGCUCAAUGCAUCCAGAAUUCUGGACGUAUUUUAAACGACAAAGUAGUCUAUGUAAUAGGGCCAUUUCAAGAUAAUUACUAAUGCUAAAAAUUAACAAAAAACCCUUAUGCAAAAUGUAAGUAUCCAUUUCCCUAAUACAUUGCUAAUAAAAAAAAUUAAAAACUUUAAAUUGCCCUUAUAACAUGAACUUUUUCCUGACGUCAUCAUUUCAUACACUACAGUUUGUCUGAAUAUUGGCAUUAUCUGUUAUAACAGAGGAAAGGCUCUUCCUCUGAACUGCACCAUGUAAAACCCAGAGUCAAGGACAAAGGAAAUCACUGUACAUCAACUGAAGAAAUGAACAUUUAUUGUGAGAGCAAAGGUAAUACCUACAAUUCUUGCACUGUCCCACUCUGAAAAAAAAUAGGAAGCCCGGCUGAUGGACUGUUGUUGUUGUGCCGGUAAAAUAAAUGUGUUAGUUAGCCGUCACGCUUUUCGUGUAAACGGGGAGGACAAACAAGCAUUCCUCGUGGAAUCCUUAGAGGCAGGAGUGGAGUAAACAGCUGAUUAGAUAGCCGUCAAUGGGAACUUCCCGCUCGCAGUUCCGAUGACACACUCUUCCAGCCUCCACGUGUCUGUGUCCAAGAACACAGCCAAUAUGAAAGUGGAGAAAGGAAAACAAAAUGUAAUUAGCACUGAUUGCUGCACUUCUCAUUCAUUGACAUGGGAAAAGGCUAAUUAUAAACUGGAUGGUUCGAGCCCUGAAUGCUGAUUGGCUGACAGCCGUGGUAUAUCAGACGGGUAUACCACGGGUAUGACAAAACAUUUAUUUGUAUUGCUUUAAUUAUGUUGGUAACCAGUUUAUAAUAGCAAUAAGACACCUCAGGGGUUUGUGGUAUAUGGCCAAUAUACCACGGCUAAGGGCUGUAUCCAGGCACUCUGCAUUGCGUCGUGCAUAAGAACAGCCCUUGGCCGUGGUAUAUUGGCCAUAUACCACAUCCCCUCUGGCCUUAUUGCUUAAAUAUACUUCCCAGUUUAAACUUAAGCACAAUAGUUUUGCUUGUUGGCGGAUGGGUAUACAACCUAAUUGUUUACGCAAACAAAGAACAGAAACACUAGGUCUACUAACGUCAUGAUAUCGUCUUGCAGUGGAAGACGCUGUGUGGUAUAGGAUGUAACUCAUCACUCAUCAUUUCAAUCCUGUUUACAAGACUUUCAGGCCUAAUUGCCACUCAGGAACUCGAUGCAGGAAAGAGCUUUAUGAUUGAGUUUGUUCUAAAUCUGACAGGUGGAUACUGGAUAGGGGACAAAACUACUAUCUAAAGCUUUUUAUUUUCUCUGAAGACAAUGAUACCAUGUGGGACAGACACUAGAGAAGAAAGCUUAUUUAAAACUUUUCCGCUAGUAGAAAUGUUACAAUUUAUGAGUUGUCGCAAAGAUGACUGAACCUAAGUCAUGUGAAGGCUCAGUUAGCAGUACAAUUUUACAAAAAUAACCUUAGCGGCUGACUAUAGCAUGUUGACAGGGCAUUACAGUGCAGUCCCCAUUGAUUGUGAUACAAUUUGAUGUUACCAAAAACGACCAUAUAAAAAAAAAUGUGUAGAGUUUCGGUUAGAUAUUAAUCCCUAGUAUAGUUCAAGUGAUGGCCUUAAUAUGAAUCAGCAGGGAUGCUGGGAAAAUAUUAUCAGUCUUCCAUUUUUGACCCCAACAGAAGCAUGUGAACUUCCUGCUGCCAAUUUUAAGAGGCUUCAACAUAACGUAAUCUAAACACUAGUCAAAAUGCAUGGCCUGUCACCGGAUAAUUCUGUCCACUUCUACAUAUUAAGACUUCUGGGUCAGACAAGGGGAAAAGCCAUGAACUCCAUGACAACAAGGCUGUACUGCUUAAAAGGAGUCAUUCUAAAAGAGGAAUAGGGUACACUUUCACUGUGACAUCCAUAUGGUAAAUGGUCAUUUGACGGCAUCACAGUGAACCAAUAACACUGACAUAUCACUUAAACCAUCUCACUAACCUGCCUUCGUCAACUCUUCUUGAUCCUUACUGCAGCUGGAGAACUACAUUCAGGAAAGCAUGAAGCAGGAGAUGGCCCAGAUCCAGCAGAAUGCUGUCCACAACCACACGGCAGCCAUGAUAGAGAUUGGAGCUAAUCUGCUGAGGCAGACCACUGAGCAAACACGGAAACUGACCAACGUAGAGGUGCAGGUGAGGACCUUUUACUUAACAAUAUCGUUUUGUGUGUGUGUGUGUGGUAUAUACAUACUGUAUAGUGCUGUGAAAAAGUAUUUGCUGCCUUUCUAAUUCUCUACUUUUGCAUAUUCUUUAUACUGAAUGUUAUCAGAUCUUCAACCAAAACCUAAUAUUAGUUAACCGUAUCCUGAGUGAACAAAUAACACAACAAUUAUACUUCUUUCAUGUAAAAAAAGUUAUGUAACACCCAAUGCCCCUGUGUGAAAAAGUAAUUGCCCCUUUACACUCAAUAACUGGUUGUGCCACCUUUAGCUGCAAUGACUCCAACCAAAUGCUUCCUGUAUUUGUUGAUCUGUCUCUGCUUUCACUCAGCGACAUUUGUGGGUUUUCAAGCAUGAACUUUACGUUUCAAGUCCUGCCAUAACAUCUCAUUGGGAUUAGGUCUGGACUAUGACUAGGCCAUUCCAAAACUUCAGAUUUGUUGCUUUUUAGACAUUUUCAUGUAGACUUGUGUAUUUUGGAUCAUUGUCUUGCUGCAUGAACCAGCUGCGCUUCAGCUUCAGCUCACAGAUGGAUGGCCUGACAUUCUCCAGUAGAAUUCUCUGAUACAGAGCAGAAUUCAUGGUUCCUUCAAUUAAGGCAUGUCGUCCAGGUGCUGAGGCAGCAAAGCAUCCCCAAACCAUCACACUACCACCACCAUGCUUGAUCGUAGGCAUGAGGUUCUUACUGUUGAAUGCAGUGUUUGGUUUUCGCCAGGCAUAAUGGGACCUAUGUUGUCCAGAAAGUUAUACUUUUGAAUCAUCUGUCCAUAGAACAUUCUUCCAAGAGUCUUGAUGAUCAUCCAGGUGCUUCCAGGUGCUUUUUGGGAAACUUGAGUCAACUUUUUGGACAAGAUGAGUCCCAUUAUGUCUAGCGAAAACCAAACACUGCAUUCCACAGUAAGAAUCUCAUACCAACAGUCAAGCAUGGUGGUAGUGUGAUGGUUUGGGGAUGCUUUGCUGCCUCAGGACCUGGACGACUUGCCUUAACAGAAGGAACCAUGAAUUGUGCUCUGUAUCAGAGAAUUCUAGUGAUGUGAGAGACAGAUCAAGAACUACAGGAAGCAUUUGGUUGCAGUCAUUGCAGCUAAAAGGUGGCACAACCAGUUACUGAGUGUAAGGGCCAACUACUUUUUCACACAGGGGCAUUGGGUGUUGCAUAACUUAUUUAUUUAUUUAACAAAGUAUACCUGUUUGUUAUUUGUAAAGUCAGGCUCCCUUUAUCUAAUAUUAGGUUGUGGUUGAAGAUCUGAUAACAUUCAGUAUCAAAAAUAGAGAAAAUCAGAAAUGGGGCAAAAACUUUUUCACAGCACUGUGUGCUAAAUGACUAAACAUUCAAAACCCAAUAGCCUACAUCAAACAAUUCAGUGUUUCCCCUAUUUUCAUUCAUGCUAAAUUGUUGCUGCCACUCCCCAAAACAUAAUAAAACCAAUAAUUUGGGGGAUGGUAAAAUGUUUUCAGUGUAAACUUAAACAACUAAAACCAGAUAUAAAGUAUGUAGAAAAGAUAAUGGAGCUCUAUAUAUUUUUUUAUAAGAUAAUCUUUGAGCACUAACAAUCACCAAAAUAAAAACUAGACAGUCGGGGAGAAUGUCAAAUUCCAAAAAUGUCAUGGCAUUGAUUUUGUUAUAAUGUUUGAGUCACUCAGAUAGCAUAAGAACACUGCAUAAGCCAUGGUAAAGCGUAGAAGUGCAGGAAAUUAGCUUUAAAACUGAAUUUUGUUCUCUCAGCCCCAUGACAAAAUGUGUAGAAUUGCAGGAAACUAGCUUUAAAACUGUAAAAUGUUCUCUCUGCCCCAUGGUUAAAAUGUGUAGAAUUGCAGGAAAUUAGCUCUGUGGCCAAGAGGAGGGCCUCUAAAAUUGUUGGCCGGAGACACUGCCGUCAGCCCCCCCCCCCAUGCUAACUUUGCCACCACUGCUGAAAACAAUCCUAGGGGGAACACUGCAAUUAAUGACAAAAGUAAUCAAAUUGGCAAAAUAUUAAAACAAAUCUAAUGCUGUCCAACAGGGCCAGGAUUUUGAUUUGCUGUAGAAGGCCAUUGACCUUUUGUGAACGAACUACACAGCAUUUCCUGUUAUUAAUGCCAUUGUAUUCCCACAAGAAAGGGUCUAUCAAUUUGUCACAAUCAGACAUCCGUCUGUUCAAAGUCACCAACACAAGCUCCAAUGGUAGACAGACACAUACCCAACAUUCAUGUAAACAACAAAUUGGCCCAGGUUUUUGCUGAGUUCAGUUCCUCAAACUGGAAAAUCAGAAGGGGUUUUCUGGACCCAGGAGUUCAAUACAUCAGUAAAGACAUUCAUCACAUUAUAGAGCCACUCUUUCACAGUAGCCUCUACAUUCCCUGCCCCCUUUCCAACAUAUCUGUCCUUUAUUGGAAUUCGAUUGUUCCGUUUUUUCCUCUUACGAAACAGAUUUCCCCGACCAUCUACACACAUGCUCAUUGUACUCUUAAGAACAUGAAGCGAACCACAGUGUUCACACAUGAAUUGAGAUAGGACUGUUACAAAUUGAGUUUCGCUCCUAGAAUUUUAAUCAAGUAAAGGGCUACUUUGGUGUCUUGAGGGCGCUGUACUGUCAAUGUUUUCAGUCUACUGUAAGGGGGGAAAACAACAACUUAAGGCAGGCUGUGCACAAUUUAUUUUCAACUGUAUCUGAUCCAAAAGAAUUGCAGUGAACUGUGGAAUUGUUUGUGAAACAGACUACUCUAGAGAAAAGAGGGAGAUGUCAGAAUCCGUUACAUAAUACCAAUGAUAUUUUUUCUAGCCAGGAAAAUACCAAUGUUUCAUUUAAUCAUACCACAUCCCCAAUUGAGUGAUUACUUUAAAGCGGCAGUCAGCAGUUGAAACAAUAACGAGUCCCCGCCACUGUUUCGGUAAAAAGCUGAGGGAUGGUGCUGGAGAUUUAAACCACUCAAAUUCAGACAGAGCUAUUAAUGCAAGGACUGACCAUCCAUGAUAUCAAAAUUUGUUAUAUCCAGGUUUUUAAGACUAUACAGUGUUUGUUUACAUUGACUUUGUUUCCACCAUUGUAGUAAAACAAGCUUAUAUUUUGGGCUCUGAUGAGGCAUUUAUAAGUUAUAUUCUACAAGAAUCAAAUGGGUACAUUUCAUUAAUGUAUGAGUCCAAAAAAGUAUAUACAGUGCUGUGAAAAAGUAUUUACCCCUUUCUGAUUCUCAAUUUUGCACAUAACAGACACUGAAUGUUAUCAGAUCUUCAACCAAAACCUAAUUUUAGAUCAAGGGAACCUGAGUGAUCAAAUAACAGAUACUUUCGAGCAUGAACUGCUUGUUUCAGGUCCUGCCACAACAUCUCAAAUCAGGUUUAGGUCGAGUAAUUGACUAGGCCAUUCCAGAACUUUAAAUGUGUCUUUUCAGCCAUUCUGAUGUAGACUUACUUGUGUGUUUUGGAUCAUUGUCUUGCUGCAUGACCCAGCAGUGCUUCAGCUUCAACUCAUGGAUGGAUGGCCUGACAUUCUCCUUUAGAACUCUUUGAUACAGAACAUAAUUCAUGGUUCCGUCAAGGAUGGCAAGUCAUCCAGGUCCUGAGGCAGCAAAGCAUCCCCAAACUAUUACACUACCACCACCACCCGAUUGACAUGUUGUGGCAGGACCUGAAACUAGCAGUUCAUUCUCAAAACCCCACAAAUGUCACUGUGUUAAAGGAGUUCUGGAUGGAAGAGUGGGCCCAAAUUCCUCCACAGGGAUGUGAGACUGAUCAACUACAGGAAGCAUUUGGUUUCAGUCAUUGCAGCUAAAGGUGGCACACCCAGUUAGAGUGUAAAGGGGCAAUUACUUUUUCACACAGGGGCAUUGGGUGUUGCAUAACUUUGUUAAUUAAAUGAAAUAAGUAUCAACAUUGUGUCAUUUGUUCACUCAGGUUGCCUUUAUCUAAUAUUAGGUCAGGGUUGAAGAUCUGAUAACAUUCAGUGUCAGAUACAUGCAAAAAUAGAGAAAAACAGAACGGGGCAAAUACUUUUUCACAGCACUGUAGCAAUUCCUGAUUGCCCCUUUAAGGCAGAUUCUGAAAUUGCGAAAGUAAAAUUACUUGCGGAAAACAAACGCAAAUCCCUCAAGAUCCUGUGUUCUUCAUUUGGGUCUUGCCAAAUAUUCGACAUAAUGUCAACACAAAAUGAUGUUUACUUAAUUUAAUCUGUAAAGGACUUGCAGCAAUUAAUAGCUCAAUCUAAUCUAACAUACUUUCUGUGGGAAGUAAUUGUCUCUUUCAUCUUUAGGUAAUAAAUAAUACAACUCGGCUCGAACGUCAGCUUCUUGAGCACUCUCUGUCAACCAUUAAGUUGGAAAAACAGCUCAUUUUCCAAACAAAUGAAAUAAGCAAGCUGAAUGACAAAAACAGGUAAGGAUAUUUUGUUGUAUUAAAUCUCUAAAUCAUGCUUUAACUAAAAAGGCUACAAACACUAGACAGUAAAUAUUUAGUCUGUUUUCUGUGUGAAACACGUUUUUGCCUCAUUGUAGGCUUAUCUGUUCUUUUACCGUAAAACAAUCUUCUUCUUGAUAAGAUAACUUGUUGCUUGAAUUGGAAACCAGGAAAGUUGAGUUGCCAUAUGUACAACAGUCCACAACAGUAAUGACAAAACCAACAUACUAAGAAGAGCUAGAAGACCAGUAAUGCCCUGCCAGCUCUGCUGAGCGUUGCUGAGCGUCUACCCUGCCUUUCCUCCUCCCCAGCUACCUGGAGAAGAGGGUGGGGGAAAUGGAGGAGCAGAUGCAGGUGGAGCUGGAGACGCUGAAAAAUAAGAAGGAGCAGCUCUCUACACUGGUACUGAGACAGACGGCCGUCAUGGAGGAGCUGGAGAAACAGCUGCUCCGGGCCACCACAAACAGCUCGGCCCUGCAGCGGCAACAACAGGAGUUACUGGAGACCGUCAACAACCUAAUCUACACCAUCUCCGUCCCCGCAGGUGGAGGUGGGUGUCAACGUCUGAUAAACUCAGGAGGGGGCUACAGUGGCAUCACUGAUUAAGGCCAGAAUGCUAUGGCCAAUUCAAUUUGCCUAACUAAUAAGCCAUAGUUUAGUAAAAUAAAGAAUGUUUCAAAUGUAGUGGAUCAAACCCACCAUUGAAAAGUAACAGAAUCCUAGUAUCUAUUUAAGGAACAGUAACCUUGCUGCAGUAUCAAUUUGAUGUGCCCUCUACUUUUUGCAGCGAACAAGCCUACCAUGAUGCAGGAUACACCGACCACGUACCCAGACUGUGCUGCGCUCUACAAGUCAGGGAACACAGACAGUGGAGUCUACUCACUGACCCUUCACAACACUACACAGGAGAUUAAGGUACAAUUAAACUCUUAUGUUAAUAUCCAUUGGUCCUAUUCAAGUUAUAAGCUGCCUACAUUGAGAAAUACCUUAUUUUUUAACUAGGCAACACCACCACAGCCAAUUAAUUAUCUUGCAAAUGUGUAUAAUAAUACGACGGGAAUAAAAUGUAGCCAAAGACUGCAUAGCUUUCCUUUAAUUCAGAGUCAAUUAAAAUUUUCUCAGCCUUUGGUUUGUUUUGUGCAUGCCUAAACUUGAGUAGAGCUCUCCUUAGAUACUUUUCAGUGGUGAUUUAGAAUCUGGCAAAUACACAUCGCUUGUUUUCACAAAACUCCCAUUACUUUUAAACUAGACUGAUAUGGAGCUGUUUUUAUUGUCAAGUUUGUUGCUGCAGUCUAAACUCCCUCAGUGUACUGAAAAAUCUGAAUGUAAUAUAAUUGAUACCUGGAGAAAAUAUUUUGUUUCAUUUGAAGGCUUACUGUGACAUGGAGACGGAGGGGGGUGGCUGGACAGUACUACAGAAACGAUUUGAUGGCCGUGUUGACUUUCACCGUACGUGGAAAGAGUACAAAAUGGUGAGCGCAAGAGGAAAUGAUCCCAGUUCGACAGCACAAGGCUUAGAUAACACUGGCAAGUGGCAAAAAACAGUGAACAUUUUAGUUUUUAUCUCUCCAAAUGCAACUCAACUGUGACAUUGUGAUCAUAUUAAAAGUUGAAUAAUUCUGUUUAUAUUCCUUCAAAGGGCUUUGGAAACCCUUCAAGUGAAUACUGGUUGGGAAAUGAGUUUGUUUCAAUACUGACCAAUCAGCAACAAUACGUCUUGAGAAUACAGAUGAUGGAUUGGGAGGAAAACUCGGGAUUCUCACUAUAUGACCAAUUCUCUCUUGGCAGUGAAGCAGAAAACUACAGGUAUGCCUGGAUUUCCCAGGUGUGGUGUUCAAAUGUAGGCUACUGUUUCAGUCUACAUAGCAAAGUACUAAAAGCUAUCACCAAUAUUCAAAGGUCCUCCACACACAGACUCCCCCAACACAGUUUCCGUCCCAUACAGUACCAGUCAAAAGUUUGGACACCUACUCAUUCAAGGGUUUUUCAUAUUUUUUUUACUAUUUUCUGCAUUGUAGAAUAAUAGUGAAGACAUCAAAACAAUGAAAUAACACAUAUGGAAUCAUGUAGUAACCAAAAAAGUAUUAAACAAAUCAAAAUAUAUUUUAGAUUCUUCAAAGUAGCCAUUCUUGAUGAUGGCUUUGCACACUCUUGGCAUUCUCUAAACCAGCUUCACCUCGAAUGCUUUUCCAACAGUCUUGAAGGAGUUCCCACACUUGGGGAGAUCAUCCGUUCACCUACUCUGCGCCUCACAAAGACACGGCGGUUGGAACCAAAAAUCUCAAAUUUGGACUCAUCAGACCAAAGGACAGAUUUCCACAGGUCUAAUGUUCAUUGCUCGUGUUUCUUGGCCCAAGCAAGUCUCUUCUUAUUAUUGGUGUCCUUUAGUAGUGGUUUCUUUGCAGCAAUUCGACCACGAAGGCCUGAUUCACACAGUCUCCUCUGAACAGUUGAUGUUGAGAUGUGUCUGUUACUUGAACUCUGUGAAGCAUUUAUUUGGGCUGCAAUUUCUGAGGCUGGUAACUCCAAUUAACUUACUCUCUGCAGCAGAGGUAACUCUGGGUCUUCCAUUCCUGUGGCGGUCCUCAUGAGAGCCAGGUUCAUCAUAUUGCUUGAUGGUUUUUGCGACUGCACUUGAAGAAACGUUCAAAGUUCUUGAAAUUUUCCAGAUUGACUGACUUUCAUGUCUUAAAGUAAUGAUUUCUCUUUGCUUAUUUGAGCUGUUCUUGCCAUAAUAUGGACUCAGUCUUUUACCAAAUAGGGCUAUCUUCUGUAUACCAACCCUACCUUGUCACAACACAACUGAUUGGCUCAAAAUCAUUAAGGAAAUAAAUUCCACAAGUUAACUUUUAACAAGGCACACCUGUUAAUUGAAAUGCAUUCCAGUUGACUACCUCAUGAAGCUGGUUGAGAGAAUGCAAAGCUGUCAUCAAGGCAAUGGGUGGCUACUUUGAAGAUUCUCAAAUAUAAAAUAUAUUUUGAUUUGGUUAACACUUUUUUGGUUACUACAUGAUUCCAUAUGUGUUAUUUCAUUGUUUUGAUGUCUUCACUAUUAUUCUACAAUGCAGAAAAUAGUAAAAAAAAUAUGAAAAACCCUUGAAUGAGUAGGUGUCCAAACUUUUGACUGGUACUGUAUGGGACGGAAACUGUGUUGGGGGAGUCUGUGUGUGGAGGACCUUUGAAUAUUGGUGAUAGCUUUUAGUACUUUACGAUGUGGACUGAAACACAUUAUCAUAGCUGCAUGACAGAGACAGAUUUAGUCUGUUACUUAUGUUUUGAUGUAGUAAUGUUAAAGUAAGUUCUAACAAAAUGGUGCACACAUGUUCUUGAUAAUCAACAAAUGACAAAACAAAACAUUUACCUUGCCUGAAAAUAUAGAUAAAUAUGUAGGGUGGGCGGUGGGAGGGUCAAACCAGGGGUCAAACACUUGUCACCAGUCCAAAACAAAUAUUUUGUCAUCUGUGAAACUAGGAAACAGAAGACUAAAAUGCUUUGGUCUCCUAAACAUUCAAUCUGCACCCUUAGACAUCACCAGUACCUGCCAUUUUCUUUGCUGAACAUACAUUGGUGGAAAAUAAGUAUUUGGUCAAUAACAAGUUUCUCAAUACUUUGUUAUAUACCCUUUGUUGGCAAUGACACAGGUCAAACGUUUUCUGUAAGUCUUCACAAGGUUUUCACACACUGUUGCUGGUAUUUUGGCCCAUUCUUCCAUGCAGAUCUCCUCUAGAGCAGUGAUGUUUUGGGGCUGUCGCUGGGCAACACGGACUUUCAACUCCCUCCAAAGAUUUUCUAUGGGGUUGAGAUCUGGAGACUGGCUAGGCCACUCCAGGACCUUGAAAUGCUUCUUACGAAGCCACUCCUUUGUUGCCCGGGCGGUGUGUUUGGGAUCAUUGUCAUGCUGAAAGACCCAGCCACGUUUCAUCUUCAAUGCCCUUGCUGAUGGAAGGAGGUUUUCACUCAAAAUCUCACGAUACAUGGCCCCAUUCAUUCUUUCCUUUACACGGAUCAGUCGUCCUGGUCCCUUUGCAGAAAAACAGCCCCAAAGCAUGAUGUUUCCACCUCCAUGCUUCACAGUAGGUAUGGUGUUCUUUGGAUGCAACUCAGCAUUCUUUGUCCUCCAAACACGACGAGUUUAGUUUUUACCAAAAAGUUAUAUUUUGGUUUCAUCUGACCAUAUGACAUUCUCCCAAUCCACUCUAGAAAACUUCAGACGGGCCUGGACAUGUACUGGCUUAAGCAGGGGGACACGUCUGGUACUGCAGGAUUUGAGUCCCUGGCGGCGUAGUGUGUUACUGAUGGUAGGCUUUGUUACUUUGGUCCCAGCUCCCUGCAGGUCAUUCACUAGGGCCCCCCCGUGUGGUUCUGGGAUUUUUGCUCACCGUUCUUGUGAUCAUUUUGACCCCACGGGGUGAGAUCUUGCGUGGAGCCCCAGAUCAAGGGAGAUUAUCAGUGGUCUUGUAUGUCUUCCAUUUCCUAAUAAUUGCUCCCACAGUUGAUUUCUUCAAACCAAGCUGCUUACCUAUUGCAGAUUCAGUCUUCCCAGUCUGGUGCAGGUCUACAAUUUUGUUUCUGGUGUCCUUUGACAGCUCUUUGGUCUUGGCCAUAGUGGAGUUUGGAGUGUGACUGUUUGAGGUUGUGGACAGGUGUCUUUUAUACUGAUAACAAGUUCAAACAGGUGCCAUUAAUACAGGUAACGAGUGGAGGACAGAGGAGCCUCUUAAAGAAGAAGUUACAGGUCUGUGAGAGCCAGAAAUCUUUCUUGUUUGUAGGUGACCAAAUACUUAUUUUCCACCAUAAUUUGCAAAUAAAUUCAUUAAAAAUCCUACAAUGUGAUUUUCUGGAAAUAAAUGUCUCAAUUUGUCUGUCAUAGUUGACGUGUACCUAUGAUGAAAAUUACAGGCCUCUCUCAUCUUUUUAAGUGGGAGAACUUGCACAAUUGGUGGCUGACUAAAUACUUUUUUUCCCCACUGUAAGCUGAUUUCAAGGCGAGAACUGACACUUCCUUUCUAUUUGAGCAGCAGACCUCAACUCAAACACACUCCUAUUCAUUCCUUUAGUCUCAAAGUUUGACACAUGACAAAUCUGGAGCCAGACAAAUUAUUCCAUAUACAGUAACUUAUUUUUAUACUGGAAUUCAGAGGCCACGAAACAACUGAGGUCAGCAAUGACAUCAAUACCUCAUCACCUGCGUUGACAUUUUCUACAGAAUGAAUGGGCAGCAAUAGGCCUAGCGGUUAGAGCGUUGGUCCAGUAACCGAAAGAUAGCUGGUUCAAAUCCCAGAGCCAAAUAGGUGUCAAAUCUGUUGAUGUGCCCUUGAGCAAGGCACUUAACCCUAAUUGCUCCUGUAAGUCGCUCUGGAAAAUAACGUCUGCUAAAUUACUAAAAUGUAAAAUGUAAUGAAUAAGAACCAAACCAUAACAGGGCUCUUCCAUCAGAAAACCCUGCUGCAGCUGUCAUGCUUCACUUAACUUGCAAAUGACUAGUGUGUAGACAUAGCCUAUAGCGGGGUUACUGAACUCUUACCCUACGAGGUCCGGAGCCUGCUGGCUUUCUGUUAUACCUGAUAGUUAAUUGCACACACCUGGUGUCCCAGGUCUAAAUCAGUCCCUCAUUGCACACACCUGGUGUCCCAGGUCUAAAUCUGUCCCUCAUUAGAGGGGAACAAUGAAAAAAUGCAGUGGCACUGGCUUCGAGGUCCAGAGUUGAGUUCUAGGGGCCUAUAGCUUCUCAUGGAGCACAAGAAAGGUUCAAAAGUAGUCACGGAAAACCAAGGGAUCUACAAACACAGCAUCUUGUAGGUUAGUGCUAGCAGAGUAAGGAAUCCUUGGCGGACUCAAUUAAUUCACUAAACUUGGGUCUUCUGAGGAAUGGCAAUCAUGUACUUCCUCCUCAAAUUGUAUUUCUCCGUUGCCAUGUCACAGGAUACACCUUAAAGGCUACAGUGGAACAGCAGGCAAAAUUAGUAGCCUUGGUCAACCAGGAAGUGAUUUCAGCACAAAAGAUGCAGACAAUGACAGAUGUGUUUGCAAAUGCUCACAACUGACAACAGGAGGUAAGGAACAGGUUCAUUUGCACCAGCCUUUAUUAAGAUCAAUUAUUUCCUCCAUUUUCACAUUAACAGCCGUGCAACCCCACCCCCCCAACAAGCGUUUGGCACUACCCCCCCAGAAAAAAAAGUUAAAAAGACAUCUUGCCUUUUCUUUGUCGCAGGGUCAAGGCUCUCGAGCAAAACUAGCUCUGAAUUAAUCACUGAUCAGCUCAUUUGGGAAUUCAGCCCCUGCAACAGCUGACAUUAAUAGUCUGGGAACUAAGGAUAUUUCCCCUCCCCCUCUCUCUCAGAGCUCAGAAUAGAGGUCCUCCUCCAUGCCUCUGAUAUGUAGACUGCUUUGGGGCUAGACUUGGACUUGUUCCGUGUAUCGGGGUCUGCCUACUCUACAUGUAAGCUGCUCUCCAAAUGAGGUCCCCUCCUGAGGUCUCGCAUAGAGGUUUCCCUCCACUUCAGGGAAUUGUUGGGGAUAACCAGCUGCAUAUGAACAGAAAUAGGACUAAGAUGACACAGGGGGGAAUGAGCUGCACAACUUGCAGUCCAUGUGAUAUAACAAUCCAGACUUUCCCAAUGAACUCAAUGAAACCGAGGGUAUGAAACUGUGGGAGUUUAUCGUUGUGAUAAUACAAAACGUCAGAAGCACAGCUACUCAUUGGGCUUGUUGUCUUACAGACAAUGCACAUCAUGAAAAACCUCAGACUGACAAUCUCUUGUUUUCUGCUUUUCUAGGCUGGUGGUUUGACGCCUGCGGCCCCUCUAACUUGAACGGAAUAUUUUUCCAGCAGGGCCAGAACUCUAAUCGAUUCAAUGGAAUCAAAUGGUACUACUGGAAAGGCUCAGGUUACUCACUGAAGUCCACCACAAUGAUGAUCAGACCAGUAGACUUCUGA
Molecule: messenger RNA, 16558 nt
Organism: Coregonus sp. 'balchen'
Lineage: Eukaryota; Metazoa; Chordata; Actinopteri; Salmoniformes; Salmonidae
Source: the annotation of a GenBank genome assembly